This is a messenger RNA of Scaptodrosophila lebanonensis, 2898 nucleotides long. RefSeq names its product armadillo repeat-containing protein 2. The transcript is spliced from 9 exons. The record is from RefSeq and is a predicted model, not a curated record. Gene Ontology annotation, molecular function: protein binding. NCBI's taxonomy places the organism in Eukaryota, Metazoa, Arthropoda, Insecta, Diptera, Drosophilidae. Gene Ontology annotation, biological process: cilium organization. The coding region runs from base 1 to 2769 and encodes 922 amino acids.
AUGAGUUUGUUGUUAAAGCGUCGCUCGCGUAGCGAGACGCGCACACAGCCCCCAAUGUCAACAAAUUCAAUGGAGUCCCCAACAACAACAAUAACAGGAACAAAAACCGCGGCAUUGAAGGGUGAAAGACCACGACGGGGACGUGCCCGUGAGCCAGCACAACCAUUACAAUUGGAGGAGGACGACCAACAAUUGGGACUGCAACGCGGCAGUGAACAGCAUUUACACAAAUUGGGGGCUCUCCACCAACGGCAAGGGGAGCUGAGCCACAGCUUGGGUAUGGGGCGUCGCAGGACAUCCGCAGAGCUGAUCAACGAGGCUAAACUAUUUCUGGGCGAUGUUGGUACUCUGUCCAAUGCCUCCAUGGGAGGGGCUCGUUUGGUCAACACCCGACGUCCGAUUACACCCCGGGAGCCUGGACGCGUUCUAUAUGGCAAGGUGGCAAUGGCCGGUCGACCACCCAGCGCCUUUUCCAUGCGUUAUCUGCAGAACGAGUCCAACAAGCCGCUAACGCCCCGUCAAUUACCGGCACUACAUGGAAACGUACAGCAGCAACAGUUGCCGCCACCCACUCGUAAUGGCGCCCUCCUUUCCCAGUCAACUACAGAGACGCUAAUUGAGUUGCUGAAACAGCAUGCGGGUCUCAAAGAGUGCAGCGAAGAGACAGUGAAGCAUAUUAAUGCGAUACUCCAAGAACUAUACAAUCGUGUGCGUAAACAGGAACGAAAUUUUAAGCGUGGCUUCAUCCUGGGCGGUCUCUAUGGUCUUGUCGAGUGCACAGCACCUCGCGUGCUACUAGCGGUGGCACGCGUUGUCUUAGCGCUACGUGUAACAGGAAGCAAUUUGACAGGGGCAUGCAAGCUCAUCUUUAAGGUGGCGCGUCAUGAACAGAACGACAGUUUGUUCCAUGAGAACGAUCUCCUUGAAUUGCUGAUCGAUGGAUUGGGCCAUGCCAGUCCGCUGGAUGAGCCCGAGGCCUGUAUCUAUGCCUAUGGCUCGAUACGUUUUCUCACCGCCAGCACGGCACAAGAGCGCGAUGAUGCAUUGAAUCGCAAUUGGUCUGGCGGUGCUGGCGGCGGUUUGGACGAACCUUUGCCACCGCGCAAUACGCACCCUGAACUUGCAGGGCCACUUCUGGACAGUAUUGUGCAUCAGGCGGCUCGACAUCACAAACUGAGUCGUCAGCAGACAUUGGUGGAGCGUUUGGCGCAUAAUGGCGCUCUUGAAUUGAUGAUCUUGCAUUUACAAAUGCUGAACGAGGCUGGAGCUACGCGGCGCCUUACUGGCCCGCCCUUACACACCCUCUAUCAAUUGUCGGCAGCACUGCGGGCAUUGGCGGGUGUGGAGCAAAAACGAGCCGAAGAUGUUGUAGGCCCAACAGCCUCCCGUCAUAUGCAAUUGGAAUUGGCUUGUCCCCAUUUAAUACGAGCCGCUGAGAUCUCUAUGGGAGAGCUGGAGGUUCAGGCGAAUGUAGUGCGCACCCUUAGCGUGCUCUCUGAGGAUGUGGAUUGCUGUGAGACUCUUCUCAAUUAUGCGGCACGCAUUGGCAUGCUGUUGGGUCCUUGUGCGGAUACGGCCACAAAGGCGGGCAAUUCAUCUAGCCAGACUAAUGAGCGUGCUCUCGCUGUUCUAAGUCGAUUGGGCUAUAUAUUGGGCAACAUUUUGGCCAAAUAUGAGAGCGCACGUGUGCAGUACUACCACAAUGAUGUAGCUAUGGAGUAUUUGCUGAAUGUGCUAGACACGCUCACCAAAACGCCUCCCAUGGAGAAUGAGACGCUGCUCGAUGUUCAAAUCAAGCUCAUUCGUGUAGUGGCCAACAUGAGCGUUAAUUCUGAGGUCGGUUUCGGUUUGGGAAACACGCGCUGUUUGGGCGCCGUGCUGCUGAAGCUACUUAAUGACACGGUCACAGCUCUCGACUCAACCAAGCCAGCCAAAAAGCAGGAGUUGCUCCACGCCACGCUCGGCGCUUUGCACAAUUUGUGCUUCUAUCAGGACAAGCACAAUGCACCGCCCGCCCAAGUGCUGGAGACAGUGGGCUCACUACAAAGCAUCAUUCCCGAGCUGGCCAACACUCUUUGCACCGCACUGUGUCAGUGUCAGCUGGAAGCGAGCAAAGUGGAGUUGGCCCGGGUCUUGGGGAAUCUCACACGCAACGAGCAGGCACGUCGAUGCUUCUGCGCUGCCGGGGGCUUGCCACUGAUCAUGCAACAGCUGACACGGAACUCAGCUGGACAAGAUUAUGAGUUGAAGACCUGUGCCAUUGGUGUGCUCGUCAAUUUGCUGGGAGAUAGUGAACAGCGUGCACCGUUUCUGCAGUUGCGCGGCGCUGACGUACUGGAGUUGCUGCUGCGUGGUGCGCUAGAACAGGAGGAUUGGUUCCUGGCAACGAUUGUGUGUCAGGCGAUGUGGAAUCUUCUUAUCGAUGCACAAUGCGCUGCAGUUUUAUGUCGCAACGGGAACACGUUAGACGAGGUAUGUGAUCUGCUCGCAGACUACUUAGAUGAGGAGCGCGGUAUGGGAACGGGCAGUGAUUUGGAUGCUCUGUCGACUUCAAGCCGAAAUUUGGAGCUGGGAAUGGAGGAAGUCGAUGAAACGCCCGAUGCUUUGUGGGAGGAUUUUGCAAUAGUGGCCACAGAUUUGCUUGAACGCAUACAAAAUAACUUCGAUAAACAAACGGAGUUGGACGAAAGGCAAAGCGCCACAGCUGCUGAUAACGGAGAGGAGGUGGAGGAAAACGAUGAAGAGGAUGUUUUCAUUGAGGAGAUGUAAUAGAUGAAAUUGUUUUUUCUAAUCAACUGCUUAAGGCGUAGCUUUGUCAUAUUAUAUUAAUAAGAAUAGCAACAUAAUCCAAUGAUACUGAUGAAUAAAUCCAACAGCCAAUAGCCGAUAUAGAGUCAA